Messenger RNA from Chanos chanos (milkfish), 4203 nucleotides. RefSeq names its product StAR related lipid transfer domain containing 13b (gene stard13b). Gene Ontology annotation, biological process: signal transduction; regulation of Rho protein signal transduction; actin cytoskeleton organization. Bases 159 to 3353 code for a protein of 1064 amino acids. Gene Ontology annotation, molecular function: lipid binding; protein binding; GTPase activator activity. NCBI's taxonomy places the organism in Eukaryota, Metazoa, Chordata, Actinopteri, Gonorynchiformes, Chanidae. The record is from RefSeq and is a predicted model, not a curated record. The transcript is spliced from 14 exons.
GAGAAGGAAACAGAUGAAGGAUAAGAAGGUGAGAAGAAAAAGUUACAGAGAAUCAGACACUUUGGUCACACAGAGUAAGGAUGGGAGAGCGUGAAUGAGGCUGCUCGGAUAUAUAGACGCUCUUAUUUCUGAAUAUCAGUGUACAUAGGAAUGGUUCCAUGAUGAAAAUCACUCAGAUUGAGGCAAAGGAGGCCUGUGAUUGGCUGCGGGCAGCAGGAUUCCCCCAAUACGCUCAGCUCUUUGAAGAUUCUCAGUUUCCUAUCGACAUAUCUCCUGUGAAGAAAGAUCAUGACUUCUUGGACAAAGAUCUUGUGGAACCUCUUUGCAGACGACUCAACACGCUUAACAAGUGUGCUUCUAUGAAACUAGAGGUCACCCUUCCUAAAAAGAAGAGCGAGGACUCGGAUGAAGACGAUCUCUUUGCUAUCAGUGACAAAUGGACCUUUGAGGCAAGCAGUCGGCGUUGGUCCAGGCUUCAGGAUAUUGACUGCCUCUUAGGUCAGGUUGAGUGUCAGGAUCCCAGGGAGUGUUCAGCCCUGCGGACCACUCCAAGCAGUGAGAGCGUUCUGACAGACCUAAGUGAGCCCGAGGUUUCGUCUUUACACAGCGAGAGUAGCGGUGGAGGCAGUGGCGGGCUGCAUGUGCACAGUGCAGAGGACUCAGACUGUUCACACCUCACCUGCUCUGACUCAGCCAUGCCGGACCCCACCUCACUAACUCUGCCUCACCUCACCUCUGAACACCCCUGCUAUGGCUCGCUCCCCGCUAAGCACAGCCGAAGGGGCCGGGCACGGGCCAAGGACUUCCUGCGACGUAUGGAGACCCUUCGUUCCCGAGGUCGUAAAACGACCCUGGUCAUCAGUGCUCCCGUCCUGCAGCAGGAGCCCCGGACUGUGAAAAGUCUUCACUGUGUGGGGAUCGUGAACGGUGACGGGGUUUUACCGGAGCCCCAGUCAGCCCUCAGCCUGGUGUCCCAGUCCAGCAGUGAGGGAAGCAGCCACUCCAGCGGGAGUGCAGUCAGCACACCCAGUCUGAAGGAGCAGAGGAAGGCUUACCGCGAUGACAACAAACGCAGUGGCAUGUACCUGGAGGAUCUGGACGUGUUUUCCAGCAGUGUGCAGGGUAAGCGUGUUGCCGAGCAUAAUCGCCGGAAUGAGUUCCGCUCUUACGAGGACCUGGUGGUGCACAUUCCCAAGGACCACAAGCCCGGAACCUUCCCCAAGGCGCUGUCCAUCGAGAGUCUAUCCCCUACCAUGGCGCACACCCUCAACUGGCACACGGACCCCACAGGUACGACAGUCCACCAUCGCCAACCUCAUGCCAAAGAACAUCGGCCCGUCACGCAGUGCUGCUCCAGGGGCAGCCGCAUAAGCGUCUACGACAACGUCCCUGGCUCUCACCUUUACGCCAGCACUGGUGACCUCAUAGACCUGGAGAAGGAAGACCUUUUCCCACACCUGGAUGACAUACUCCAGCAUGUCAAUGGACUACAGCAAAUCGUGGACCACUGGUCCCAGAACGUGCUGCCCUCAGGGGAAGGGGCAGGGCAGGGAGAGACAUUAGUGGAGGGAAGGGUCCAGGAGGAUCUGCAAUCAUCCAGUCAGAUCACGCUGGACUUUGAGGGCCACUCAGUGGUGGAGGGGCAGACCGUCUCUAAUGACGGAGACAGGGAUGGGGUAUCACUUGUGGAGACGGAGUCGUCUGGUAUGAGGGAGAGGAGGGACUCAGGAGUGGGGGCUUCUCUCACCAGACCAAACCGGUUACGGUGGCCUAGUUUUCAGAUCUCAAAUCGCCUCAGUCACUCAGUGGCAUCUCUCCAAAUCACCAACCAAUCAGCAAGCCAGCUCAGUCUGCUACAGAAGUUCUCUCUGCUGCGAUUGACCGCCAUCAUGGAGAAGUAUUCCAUGUCCAACAAGCACGGGUGGACCUGGUCAGUGCCAAAGUUCAUGAAGAGAAUGAAGGUGCCGGACUAUAAGGAUAAGAAUGUGUUUGGUGUUCCUCUGAUUGUUCAUGUCCAGCGAACUGGUCAGCCUUUACCUCUGGGUCUGCAGCAGGCCCUGCGCUACCUCAGGAGCCAGUGUCUCGACCAGGUGGGUCUCUUCCGUAAGUCGGGCGUGAAGUCUCGUAUCCAAGCCUUAAGACAGAUGAAUGAGAAUUCCCCAGACGAUGUAAGCUAUGAGGAGCAGUCUGCUUAUGACGUGGCUGAUAUGGUCAAACAGUUCUUCAGGGAUCUACCAGAACCUCUACUCACCAGCAAACUGGGAGAAACCUUUCUCCAUAUCUACCAGUAUGUGCCUAAGGAGCAGCGUUUGCAGGCGGUGCAGGCUGCCAUCAUGCUGAUGUCCGACGAGAACAGGGAGGUGCUGCAGACGCUGCUCUGCUUUCUCAGUGAUGUCACUUCCUCUGUACAGGAGAACCAGAUGACGCCCAUGAAUAUUGCCGUGUGUCUGGCACCUUCUCUCUUUCACCUCAACAUACUGAAGAAGGACAAUCUCUCACCCAGAGCCAUGCAGAAGAAGUAUGCCACAGGGCGCCCUGAUCAAAAGGACCUGAAUGAGAACCUGGCCGCAGCCCAGGGCUUGGCACACAUGAUCACAGAGUGCAACCGCCUUUUUGAGAUUCCACACGAGAUGGUCAGUCAGUCACGGAACUCCUAUGUGGAGGCAGAUCUCCACGCCCCCACCAUAGAGGAGCUGUGUAAGACCCUGGAGGAGGAUGAUGGAACCUGCCACACACACAUGGAGCUCUUACUCCAGGGUCUCCUUAAGGAGGCGCGAGACAAGGCCAAGGGCUGGGUGUCCUGCCCUAGCGCAGACAACACGGAACUUUCCUACAAGAAGGUGGGUGAUGGGAACCCGCUGCGACUCUGGCGAGUGUCUGUGGAGGUGGAGGCUCCACCCUCUGUGGUGCUGAAUCGCGUGUUGCGAGAGCGCCACCUGUGGGAUGUGGAUCUCCUGCAGUGGAAGGUGUGUGAGACUCUGGAUAAGCAGACAGAGAUUUUCCAGUAUGUUCUGAACAGAAUGCCCCCCCACCCCAGCCGUGACUUUGUGGUGCUCAGGUCGUGGAGAACAGACCUGCCAAGGGGCGCGUGCUCUCUCAUCUCAGUGUCUAUAGAACACGAGGACUAUCCACCAGUAGGGGGCGUGCGGGCUGUGGUUCUGGAGUCAAGGUACUUGCUGGAGCCAUGUGGUUCUGGCAAGUCAAGGCUGACCCACAUCUGUAGAGUGGACCUCAAAGGGAGGACCCCAGAGUGGUACAAUAAGGCCUUUGGACAUCUGUGUGCCGCAGAGGCUGCCCGUAUUCGCAACUCUUUCCAGCCAAUCACAGCAGAGGGGCCGGAGACCAAAAUAUGAGCCCUGGGUACGUUUCUCUCACAGCUACAAAACUCAGUGACCCUGACUGGCCUGUCUUGAGGACGGACAGAGCACAGCACCAAGGAAACAGACAGCUCUGCUCUCUCUGACCAGUCACUGAAGCCUGGUUUAUAAUUCUUGCUCUCUCAAUUUGCACAAAUACACAAAAAAGUGAGAUCUCUGUCUGGUGCUGGAUCUUUAUGACCCAACGGGGAAUGCCAAUACCGACAUGCCAUUACACCAACACCUCACUUUCAGUUCCUGUCUCUCAAUAUUACAUUGAGUUUAAUUAUUAUUAUUCUUAUUAUAAUUUGUAUUGUUAUUCAUAAUACAUGUACUGAUAAUGUGUUUGUUCUUGUGAAUAAUUUUAUACAAUGUAUAGGACAUUGAAGCUCUUAAUGCUUCUGGGAAGCAUAUAGUUAUAUAGGUAUAAAUAUAUAAUUCAUAUUAAAGACAAAGCUCUAUCAGUUUGGAUAUGUUUGUAGAGGACAUACAUGUGUGUCUAUAUCUGUGUGUGUGUGUGUGUGUGUGUGUUUGUGUAUAUACACACUACCUGUAUAUACUUUGUACAUUUGAAGAGUGCUUGUGUAGAAUUAGCAUUUGCCAAUAUAUAAACUGAUUUCUUUUUUGCACUGAUAUGAGUUUGGAAUCAUAUGGUACAGAGCGUAUCUCAGUUGUAAGCUGGUUUUACUUUCGCUUUUUCUGUUAUUGUUGUCUGUUUUCUCAAUAUUUGUUUAAGGAUGGGUAUAAUUUUAUUUUAUUUUUAACCAUAAUGUUUUAAGAAUGGGAAGAUGACUUGGGUUUGACUUUCUCAGACCUGCUCUUAUAGUACUGGAUUACAUAGAGGACA